Messenger RNA from Mycena indigotica, 1341 nucleotides. Its product is annotated as F-box domain-containing protein. The coding region runs from base 1 to 1341 and encodes 446 amino acids. The transcript has a single exon. The record is from RefSeq and is a predicted model, not a curated record. NCBI's taxonomy places the organism in Eukaryota, Fungi, Basidiomycota, Agaricomycetes, Agaricales, Mycenaceae.
AUGGCUAGGUACGAUAGCGACGGGGAUGUCAUUAUGCGAGACCCCCCAAUGACUUUUGACUGGGAGCUGGCCUCUACCUUCUCCCGCAUCUCCCUGGUAGACCCGCCUGUAUACCGCCUGUCAAACGACCUCCUCUAUCAACUGUUUGCGACGACUCUCGCUGGCGAGCCAUAUGAGCGUGUCAUCCGUCUCUCUCAUGUGUGUUCAACUUGGCGCUUUAUCAUGCUCCACGCUCCUCUCUUUUGGACCUCCGUCACCAUAUAUAUCCCCUCCAACAUCGACCACGCGAACAUCACUGAGCAACUUCUUCGUCGUUCGCAACACCAGCCUUUCGAUUUGACUGUCCACUUGAGCAAAAGAUCUCCCCCAGACUAUCCCAUUUUCGCCACUCUUGGUCCCCAUGCACAUCGUUUGAGAAAGCUACGGAUUCUCGCACCGACCCUUCAAGCCCUUGGCUCGUUACCGUUGCUCAAUUUCCCAGCACUUGAACAACGCGAAAUCUUCGUUCAAUGCCAGACAAGGGGCGGAUCUCUCGCGGUCGUUGCUACCCCGCCAAACCAACAACCAUCAUCCCUACAAAUCACUGCCUUUUCUUUCUCUUACUUCGACGGCCUCAAACUACCCGAACUUUUCAUUCUCAUCGAGUCAAUGCGCCAUUCUUUAGAACAUUUCAAGCUUUACUAUCAGACAGGUCCAGACGUGCUUUCUCUCCAACACUGGAACCUCAUGUAUGGCCCCGUUGUUCAACUUCCCCUUCUCAGCACCCUGCAAGUCGGGUUCAAUGAUGCCCUAUCGCUGGUUCCAUUCAUGAAGCGACUUCGUCUUCCCGUUCUGCAGUCGCUCUCAAUCCAUGACUUUGGCAUGUGUCCCGAGCAAGAUACUCCUCAGCAAGGUGUCAUAUCUGCCGGUUUUGCGUCGCUCCACGAUAAUCCUCCGUUACACGAGCUUCUUUCAACCAUACUCGAAGCCAUUCCCUCUCCCACGCUACUCAAGGCGCUGCGACUGACUGGACUGUAUGUUCCCCCUGAAGAACCCGAGGACAUUAUUGAGUAUCUCUUCUCGAUAUGCGGUCCACAUAUACGAACCCUUCGUCUGGUCGAAUGCGAUGCUGUUUUCCUCGAGGCGCUUGCGGAGACGUUGUUCCAGAACCAUUCGCCGUGGCGGUUGGAGAGACUGAUCGUUAGAGGGAUGGACAACGACGACUUGCUGGAAUGCUUGUGGAUCAGACAUGCCCAUGAGUACCCCAAACUGAAGGAGCUGAGUUUAGAGCCAUAUACACGACCACCCCCGAAGGAGGUUUUGGCCCAGUUUGCAGAGGUGGUGAACGGACCCAUAGAUUAG